CUGCUGCGCGGGCGCCCGGGCACGAGCAGCCUCGCCUCCGCCUCCUCCGGUGCAAGCGCGCAAGCGGCGGCUGCGGCCAUGAGCGGCUGGAGCUGCUACAUCGACAGCCUGAUGGCCGACGACACCUGCCAGGACGCGGCCAUCGUGGGCUACAAGGACGUGCCGUCCGUCUGGGCCGCGGCGCCGGGCAAGAUCUUCGUCAACAUCACGCCUGCGGAAGUGAACAUCCUGGUGGGGAAGGAUCGGAGCAACCUGUUUGUGAACGGGCUGACGCUGGGCGGGCAGAAGUGCUCUGUCAUCCGGGACAGCCUGCACAUGGAUGGCGAGUGCACCAUGGACCUGCGGACGAAGAGCACCGGCGGAGCGCCCACCUUCAACAUCACAGCUGCCAUGACCAACAAGACGAUAGUCCUCGUGAUGGGCAAGGAAGGCGUUCACGGCGGCUGCGUCAACAAGAAGUGCUACGAGAUGGCCAACCACUUGCGGCGGUCGCAGUAUUGACGCGCCUCUGCCCGCCUCGUCCCGCCUGCGGUACUACUGAUGGAACGGUGUAAGGAUGUCCAAGGUGGCUGUGACCGCCCGGGGCCCCCGGCCUAACCAUCGUGGGACCGACCCCGGCGCCGGAUCGCCGCAUAUUCCAAUUCUCUCCCCACCCCCCACUCACUGCUCCCCCCCCCCCCCGGUUUCUACAAUUUUUUUCUAAUCCUUCCCUGACACCCCACCCCACACCUCCUCCCCUAUUUUCUUUGCCAUUUUUCUAUCACAAAUCCUUAUCGCUGCCAAAUUUUCUGGUUGUUACAAGGUGUAGUUUUUUUGGUUAAGAAAACUAUAUUGGAACAAGAAAAAUAAAUAAAAGAAAUUGAAUUCUAAA
Messenger RNA from Elgaria multicarinata webbii, 871 nucleotides. RefSeq names its product profilin 1 (gene PFN1). NCBI's taxonomy places the organism in Eukaryota, Metazoa, Chordata, Lepidosauria, Squamata, Anguidae. Bases 79 to 501 code for a protein of 140 amino acids. The transcript is spliced from 3 exons. Gene Ontology annotation, molecular function: actin binding. The record is from RefSeq and is a predicted model, not a curated record. Gene Ontology annotation, biological process: positive regulation of actin filament bundle assembly; actin cytoskeleton organization; regulation of actin filament polymerization. Gene Ontology annotation, cellular component: cytoplasm.